Peniophora sp. CBMAI 1063 is the source of this 1278-nucleotide messenger RNA. The record is from the annotation of a GenBank genome assembly. Lineage: Eukaryota; Fungi; Basidiomycota; Agaricomycetes; Russulales; Peniophoraceae.
AUGGCAGCCGCCGACCCGACAUAUCCCUUCUACCCCGUCGCUUGCCUCCUGUCUUCGGCGAUGCUGCUCCUUGUACUGCUGACCAGCUUUGUGCGUCAGAGUUGGAACCUCGGCGUUGUCUUUCUGUGUUUCUGGCUCUUCUUCGAAACCCUUACCUUGGGCAUCAACGCUAUCAUAUGGUCCCACAAUGCCGACGUCAAGCUGUAUGUGUAUUGUGACAUCGUCUCACACCUGCAGAUAAUCACUUCGGUUGUGAAACCUAUGGCCACUCUGAUCAUCGCGCGCCGAUUGUAUUUGAUUACCAGCCUACGAUCCAUAGAGCCUCCUACAAAAGUGGCGAGAAGCAGAAAUCUCGCGAUAGAGUGGACUCUCGGGUUCGGAGUUCCUCUCCUCGUUGCAGGACCACUUUACUACGUUGUCCAGGGUGCUCGAUUUCAGGUUGACGAGGGUUGGGGCUGCAGUGAUGCCCCCGACCAAUCAAUACUCACCGUCUUGCUUCUUAAUUCAUGGAGUGUGAUACCACCCCUGGUGUCCAUCACUAUGUAUUACCCUCAUGUGGCCCGAACCUUUUAUCACCAUAAUCGGGAGAUCAACCGGUUCCUACAGAGCAAUAAUUCGGUGACCCGCCCCAACUACUUCCGCAUUCUUGCCCUCGCAAGUAUCGAUAUUCUGCUCACCUUGCCUGUGGGCAUUGCGACCAUUGUCUUAACCGUGAAAGACAAUUUGUCUGUCGGCCACGUCCCAUUCUACUAUGGCUGGACGUUAGACCACACGGGCUGGCAGCCGGCGAGCUUCUCCUAUGCAGACAUAGUGUCCACAGGGCCUUUCAAUGUAGUGGACUUCUACUUCGCCAGAUGGACAUCACCCGUCCUCGCGUUCGUCAUCUUCGGCCUCUUCGGUCUCACAUUGGAGGCCCGCGUAUCGUACUGGCGCAUCCUCUGCACCGUCGGCGGCUGGUUCGGCUGGCAACCCAAGCCUCGCGCUCACAGGGCGCGUUCGCCGCUGGGAGAUAUCGAGUUCGGCGAGCGUCCUGCUCAGAAUUCUCUGUCAUUAGGUCUUGAAUCAAACCCGAGCUACAUCAACCCCAAUGCGCGCGCGCAAAAUCAGGACGGUGGAGAAGGAGGCAUCGUGGGCGAUGCAGAGAACGGUUCGGAAGAGGAUAAGGAUGCGAUAGAGGAAGUACGCCUGAGUACUGCCGAGGAGACGUACGGCAAGCGCCCGACGCAGCCUUCCGCGUCUUCCCAGGCUGGCUUCGAUGAUGCUCCGGUCGAGGUGUAG